Grosmannia clavigera kw1407 is the source of this 3219-nucleotide messenger RNA. Its product is annotated as duf974 domain containing protein. The record is from RefSeq and is a predicted model, not a curated record. NCBI's taxonomy places the organism in Eukaryota, Fungi, Ascomycota, Sordariomycetes, Ophiostomatales, Ophiostomataceae. Gene Ontology annotation, cellular component: mitochondrion. The transcript has 3 exons. Bases 1 to 3219 code for a protein of 1072 amino acids.
AUGGCACCAAGCGCGAGGGGUUGGCUGAGGGCAGUAUUUGCCGUGGACUCAGUGACCAGCGGUCCUGUCCCGGUUUUGCCUCCUGCCUUUCUCUGCCCGGCCGUCUGGACGGCACAGGCUCAACGGCCAAGACUUAGAGGGCCGAGCCGACAACAGUCCCAGUCGACGUGGCAGCAGGUGCGAUCACAGAGACGGUUCGUGUACUCAGCUGCGACAGCGGUACAUGAUGCUUCUGCGGAUGAUGUGCCAGCUGCCGGAUUGCGCAAGCUACCACUGCAGUGCCCCGGAUGCGGGGCGUAUUCACAGACGACACAGGCGGACCAGGCGGGCUUCUUUGAUCUCGGACGGCGAUCGACGAUGGAGUACAUGGGGCUGGCGGUGCGGGAGAAGCCCCGGGUACGGGAGGAGGACCGGGUGGUGGAAGAGGCGCUCCGGCGGAUCGACAGAAGCGCGCUGGAGGCACAGGGCGUCGAUCUGGGAGGGCUUCUGUGGGAAAGCAACUCGGGCCAGGAGCUCUCGCUGCGAGAGCACAGCGACGAGACCGACGGGCGGACAAAGGGAUGGCCAUCAAUCCUGUGCAGGCGCUGCCACGAUCUGGUGCACCACAGUGCCGGGACGGCGAUCUACCAGCCGGACAUGGAUGCGGUGCGCGAGACGAUUGCCGAGUCGCCGUACAAGUACAACCAUGUGUACCACGUGCUGGAUGCAGCCGACUUCCCGAUGUCGCUGCUGCCACGGAUUGACAUGCUGCUGGACACGAUGCCGUUGCGGUCACGCAACCGGCGGGCACGACGAGGCAAGUUCUUUGGCAACCGCAAGACGGAGCUGAGCUUUGUGAUCACGCGAGCAGACCUGUUUGCACCACACAAGCAGCAGGUGGACCGGAUGAUGACGUGGGUGCGUGAGACGCUACGCGACGCGCUGGGCCGGAUGGGACGCCACGUGCGGCUGGGCAACGUGCGGUGUGUCAGCGCGCGACGCAGCUGGUGGACGACGGAGCUGCGCGAGGAGGUCUGGCAGCGUGGCGGCGCGAGCUGGCUGGUAGGCAAGGCAAACGUGGGCAAGAGCAACCUUGUGCACCAGGUGUUUCCAAAGGGACGGAUGGGAGUAGAGAAGGCAGCUCCGAAGCGACUGCUGUCGCUGGAGCGGACCUCAUCGGGGUCAUACAGCCUGGAGGGUGUGGACGAAGAGGACGAGGAUCUCGGCGAGCCGGGACUGUUGCUGCCGCCACGACCAACCGAGACGAACUAUCCGCAGAUGCCGGUGGUGUCAGCAGUGGCCGGCACGACGGCAUCGCCGAUCCGGAUUCCAUUUGGCGGGGGACGCGGCGAGCUGAUCGAUCUGCCGGGGCUGGCACGGCGGGGAUUGGCCGAGGUGGUGGCGCCGCAGCAUCGUGACGACCUGGUGAUGAAGCUGCGCGUGCAGCCGGAGCAGGAGGUGCUCAAGGGCCCGUGGCAGUCGCUGCUGCUGGGUGGCUUGGUGCGCAUCACGCCGCGCACGCCCGACGUUGUCUUUCUGACCUACAACUUCUCGCCACUGCCGGCUCACCGCACGCUGACGGACAAGGCCGUGGCAAUUCAGCAGCAGACGAGCGAGCUGCAGGUGCCGAAUCUGGCGGCUGUGGGCGUGGGUGCAGACGUGCGGCUGGCCGGCUCGUUUGCGCUGUGCCACGACGUGACCCGUCUGCGGGCUGGGCCCAUCACGCGCAGGGACGCGGCCAACAUUGCGGUCGACCGGCUACCGUACCGCGUGGUGGCACUGGACCUGCUGAUCGAGGGCUGCGGCUGGGUCGAGGUGGUGGCGCAGGUGCGCACGAAAGAACUAUUUAGGAGGACGGAGAGGAGGACGGAGAGCAUGGAGCAGGCUGACCGGGAAGACAAGUUUGGCAUCCUGCAGACGCUGGACUUAUCGGAUACCCAGACUGGCCCCGUUGCCGAGGCAGACUACAACUGGCCCGUCAUCGACGUCUUCAGUCCUGGUGGCAAGUUUGUCGGCUCACGGCGGCCGUUGAAUGCGUGGAUGAUGUGUAAGCCGCCGUCGACGUGGCGCAACGGCAAGGCCGGACGGUCCCGUCGCAUCAUCAAGGGAGAAAGAAUACGGGUUAUUCCGUACAUCACCAAAACUGCAUAUUCAACGGUCUGCCACGACGAAGCCAAACUCGGUGCAAACGAUGAUGUCGGCUGCAGGCCCGCCCACCUCGACGCAGCAAUGAGCCACAACCGGUAUACGGCGCACGAGGCCAAGGAGCCGCAUCCGAUCUCGCUGAAAGUAUUGCGGCUGUCCCAUCCAUCGCUAGCAACACAGUAUCCGGUUGCGGCACCGCUUUCGACCGCACUUCCGCCGCCGACGGUGCCGGCCUCGAUUGCCUAUGGCGGUGGCGGGCCAGACAGCGCGGCCACCAACACGGACCCGUUUCUGCUGAGCCCGGUGCUCAACCUGCCGCCGUCGUUUGGGUCGGCGUAUGUGGGCGAGACGUUUGCGUGCACGCUAUGUGCGAACCACGACGCGGCGGACGUGGAGGACGGGGGGUGGUCGAAGGAGAAGGCGGCAUCGGCCGUAGCCUCGAUCCGCGACGUGCAGAUCGAGGCAGAGAUGAAGACGCCCUCGGCAGCGGAGCCGGUGAAGCUGGUGCUGGGCCCCGAGACUGACGACGGCGACGGGGCCGGCUUGGGCUUGCAUGCAGGGACGGACCUCGCGUCCGGACAGACGCUGCAGAAGGUGGUCCGGUUCGACCUCAAGGAAGAGGGCAACCACGUGCUGGCGGUGACGGUCAGCUACUACGAAGCGACGGAGACGAGCGGACGCACGCGCACGUUCCGCAAGCUGUACCAGUUCAUCUGCAAGGCGUCGCUCAUCGUGCGGACCAAGGCGGGACCGUACGCAGCCGGCCGAGCGGGCGACAUGCGGCGGCGCUGGGCGCUCGAGGCACAGCUGGAAAACUGCGGCGAGGACGUGAUCCAGCUGGAGCGGGUGGAGCUGGAGCUGGAGCGGUCGCUGACGUACGACAAAUACGACUGGGAGGACGGACAGAAGCCGGUGCUGCACCCCGGCGAGGUGGAACAGGUCUGCUUUCUGCUGGAGGAGACCGGACCCGGACUCGUGCCGGAGCAGCCCAACGGACGCCUGCUCUUCGGCGUGCUGGGCAUCGGAUGGCGCAGCGAGAUGGGCAACCGCGGAUUCCUGACGACGGGCACGCUGGGCACGCGAUCGGCGCGGUGA